Molecule: messenger RNA, 5306 nt
Organism: Electrophorus electricus (electric eel)
Lineage: Eukaryota; Metazoa; Chordata; Actinopteri; Gymnotiformes; Gymnotidae
Gene: clec16a
Product: C-type lectin domain containing 16A
Biological process (GO): vacuolar transport; endosomal transport; regulation of autophagosome maturation
Cellular component (GO): late endosome; Golgi apparatus
Source: RefSeq, a predicted model, not a curated record
ACUACCCAGUUGUCAGUUAUCUCUAGCUUGCUAGCGAUGUUUUCAUGCAGAGACACUCGCUCAUGCUUUAAUGGAUUAUUUUGCUUGGACUAGUUAAAUAAAGGUGUCAUAAUAAAUUUACCCGCAGCUAUGUUCGGUCGGUCCAGGAGCUGGGUGGGAGGGCAAGGGAAGUCUAAAAACAUUCAUUCUUUGGACCAUUUAAAGUAUAUGUACCACGUCCUGACCAAGAACACAACUGUGACGGAUCACAACAGAAAUUUGCUCGUCGAGACGAUUCGUUCCAUCACCGAAAUUCUUAUAUGGGGAGAUCAGAAUGACAGUUCGGUUUUUGACUUCUUUUUGGAAAAGAACAUGUUUGCAUUUUUUCUCAACAUUUUACGUCAAAAAUCUGGGCGGUAUGUUUGUGUCCAACUCCUUCAGACGCUCAACAUACUCUUUGAGAACAUAAGUCAUGAGACUUCUCUUUAUUACUUGCUGUCCAAUAACCAUGUUAAUUCCAUCAUUGUCCACAAAUUUGACUUUUCUGAUGAGGAAAUCAUGGCUUACUACAUCUCCUUUUUGAAGACAUUGUCCUUGAAACUCAACAACCACACUGUACAUUUCUUUUAUAAUGAGCACACUAAUGAUUUUGCCCUGUACACGGAGGCCAUUAAGUUUUUCAACCACCCAGAGAGCAUGGUCAGGAUCGCAGUCAGGACUAUCACACUCAAUGUGUACAAAGUGUCAUUGGACAACCAGCACAUGCUGCACUACAUCCGAGACAAAACAGCCGUGCCCUAUUUCUCCAACCUGGUCUGGUUUAUCGGCAGCCACGUCAUCGAGCUGGACAAGUGUGUACAGACGGACGAAGAACAUAAGAACAAGGGGAAGCUGAGUGACCUGGUGGCAGAGCACCUGGAUCACCUCCACUACCUGAACGACAUCCUCAUCAUCAACUGCGAGUUCCUCAAUGAUGUGUUGACAGACCACCUGCUCAACCGCCUCUUCCUGCCUCUCUAUGUCUAUUCCCUGGUCAGUCAAGAGCAGUGUGAAGAUCGUAAGAUCAACCCUCAGGUGUCCCUCUACCUGCUCUCCCAGGUGUUUCUCAUCAUCCAUUAUCAGCCGCUGGUGAAUGCUUUGGCCGAUGUCAUCCUGAACGGGGACCUGUCUGUGUUUUCAGCUCAGCCAGAGCAGAAUGCCCUCAAGAGCUCAUCCAGUGCUGGAGUGCGUCGCUUCACCAAGCCCGCAGAGAGUUUGGAGCGCUCCCUGGAGAUGAGCCGACAGAGGGGAAGGAAGAAAGUCCAGAAGCGGCCCAACUACAAGAACGUAGGCGAGGAGGAAGAGGAGGAAAGGGGUCUCGAGGAAGGCCUCGACGAGGAGAAGGAAAAGGCUAAAGGUACAGAGGCUAGCUCAAAGGCCAGCAGGACGAGUGGGGACACGGAAGAGAUUGAGAUGGUGGUGAUGGAGAAGUGCAAGGUUUCAGAUGUGUGCACUCUAACGGAGCAGAACAUCACAGACGAGGAGAAGACAGCUGCAGCCGCGUGCACGGAGGGCCAGAGGAGCCGGCCCUUCUUGGACAUGGUGUAUAGCGCAUUGGACUGUGAAAUGGAGGACUACCACGCCCUCUUUGUCCUCUGCCUCCUCUUCGCCUUGUCCCACAGCAAAGGUAUAAACCCAAAGCUGUUGGAGAAGAUCCAGCUGCCAGUACCAGGUCAAAAGAAGAGUUCUUAUAGUCAAGUUCUGGUAGAGAGGCUGAUCAGGGUCAUGAAUCAUGCUACUCAACCAGAUGGGAGAGUGCGCUUGGCUACCCUGGAGCUGAGCUGUCUGUUACUUAAACAGUCUGUCCUGUCAGGCAUCCAGUGCAUCAUAAAGGACGUUCACCUGGCCUGUCUGGAGGGUGCUAGAGAGGAGAGUCUUCACCUUCUUCGGCGAUUUUAUAAGGGGGAGGAGAUCUUCCUGGAUAUGUUUGAAGACGAGUACAGAAGCAUGACUAGUAAGCCACUAAAUGUAGAGUACCUCAUGAUGGACGCAUCUAUCCUGCUACCCCCUACUGGAACGCCGCUCACCGGCAUUGACUUUGUUAAGAGGCUCCCGUGUGGCGACGUGGAGAAGACGCGCAGGGCUAUCCGCGUUUUCUUCAUGCUGCGUGCGCUGUCUCUGCAGCUGCAGGGGGAACCAGAGACCCAGCUGCCCCUGACUCGCCCCGAGGACCUCAUCAAGACUGACGAUGUUCUCGACCUCAAUAACAGCGACCUGAUCGCCUGCAUGGUUGUGAGUAAGGAUGGUGUUCAGGCACAGCGAUUCCUGGCUGUGGACAUCUAUCAGAUGAGCCUGGUGGAACCGGACACCAAGCGCUUGGGCUGGGGUGUCGUCAAGUUCGCAGGCCUCUUGCAGGACAUGCAGGUGUCGGGGGUGGAGGACGACAGCAGGGCCCUCAACAUCACCAUCCACAAGCCCACGUCCAACCCACAUGCCAAGCCUCUGCCCAUCCUGCAGGCUUCCUUCAUCUUUGCUGACCACAUUCGUUGCAUCAUCGCCAAGCAACGACUGGCCAAGGGCCGCAUCCAGGCCCGUCGCAUGAAGAUGCAGAGGAUAGCUGCCCUCUUGGAUCUUCCCGUCCAGCCAUCCUCUGAAGUGGUGGGCUUUGGCCAGACCUCCGCCUCUGCAUCCCAGCUGCCCUUCCGCUUCUACGACCAGGCACGACGAGGUCCCGCCUUUGCUUCUGUAGAUAAAGUUCCAGGUUUUGCGGUGGCCCACGUAGCCCAGCACACCCCCACCCCACCCUCCAAUGGCAGUGUCAGGUCAGGUCGCUGUGACUCUGACAAUUCCAGCAGUGUAUCAGUGCAGUCUGCCAUGCAGAACCCCUCAGCCCUGUGCCCAGCCCUGGCCCCGAGCCUGACCCCUACCGCCCAACCCACCAUCUCAUUGCUGUCAGACGCGGAUGGCGACGCGCUUAGUGUGGACUCCCUCACCCUGUUACCCCCCACCGACCCGCCCCACCUGCGUCCCCUCAGAUCCGCAGCUGCAGGCCUGUCCCUGGAGGAUACAGGCUCAGAGACAUCCAUUGUGCAAGUGGACGAGGAGGAGGAGGAAGAGGUCACUACGAUAUUGAAAGAGGAUGAGCCUUCCUCUGACUCCGAGGCAGCAGAGGUCAGCCCGCCUGGCACGUGUAUCAGAGAGCGAGAAGAGUCAGAAGACGAACCCAGGCCUCUGGAAGCGAACAAGUCUGCCGAUCCCAUUCCCCAGUGUGACUCCGAGCACUGCCCAGACGUGGAGCAGGAGACUGAAAUAGACUAAGCGGAUCAGCUCCUUUUUGAGAUCCUGUCACCUCAUCUUGGUUAACUCACAGCGGGGAAAUCAUUCGGCGCCUACUGUUUAAGAACAUUCUAGAAAGCAGCAUUCUUUCUUUGAGAACACUGGAGCACUCAUGUGUACAAUGGCGUCAUUUGUUGGGAGUGUCCUUCAAAGCACAGCUUUGUUUUUUGUCUGAGCACCAUUGUUUUGUUAGGGGUUUUUUUUCUGCCAUGGUGCUACAUCUGUAAGCAGUUUUGAGUCAGAAAUGUGUCUACAAGAGUGAAUGAGUAGGUUUGGACUGUGUGUGUGUGUGUGUGUGUGUGUGUGUGUGUGUCUGUCUGUCUGUCAGUCUGUGCGCACGCGCGACUGAUGUGAGAGGAGGAGGAGAGCAGAUCUGUUUUUAUAAAUAUGUCCAAAUGGGCGAGAAACUGCCCACUUGUUUUUACCAGUCUUAACACUGAGGAAUGUACAGAGACGUUUGGGUCUGUCCGGCGGUGCUGUCUUCUGGAGGACUCUCACUCUGACUGAACAUGCAGUUGCACUUCAACAGUAGCUUGUGUAAAGUCCUUUGAGUCAUCUCCACACUCCCUCAAGGUUGUAAGUGAACACAGGUUUGUAUUCAGUUGGCACUGAAUUCACAAGGCAUAAGAGGGGCUGCAGUGCAAACUGCACAGAAUUCCUGAUUUCCCCCGUCAGAGCCUAUGCUCCCUAAGAAAGGUUCAGAGGUAAAAUCAAGGUUUUGUUGUGCAGGAAUUUUCAUCUGGAGACCCACUGUGUCAAACAGUUUAGGGCUUAGUGUUUUAGAUUUAGUUUAGUUUUGUGUUCCUCCUUGCUGAAUUAUUCCAGACAGCUCUGGUUUGUUAACACUAAAUUUGGGUUAGCACGUCUCUCCAGGAAUCCGGACACCUCUCGUUCAGGGUCUUGGCUUCAGGCCGAGGACAUUUUCAAACUCUAAUCCUGUGAGCACCUCCAGUCCGUUGACACAUUAGAAUGUUCUUCUUCCUCCCAGGCAGCUGCCAUCAGGCUGUGUAAUAAGAUGGCUAGGCAAGAUGGGGAAAGCAGGGGGAGACGGUGUGCCCAGGAUGAGCACCGAAUUGCAGCGCAUUGGUGCGUGAUGGCAGGCUUGACUAGUACAGUGUGGGUCAACUCUGUACUGAGGUGUUAAACCCAACUGCCGCUUGAACCCAUAAUCACCAGUGGGGGGAGGGGGGUUGUUUUGUUUUGUUUUGUUUUGUUUGUUUUUUUAGAUUUUAUACUCUUGUUAAAUAAAAAAAACAAAACAAAAAAACAAAGGGUAACCCGCUCGGCUUGUGCGAUUAAUCCGCACAAAAGCCAAAAAAAACCCAUCUGCUGGAAUACACACCAGAAAUACCAGAUUUGUUCAGAUGUAACUGGGUUUGCAGUGUGUAUCUGAGUCAGUAGCCUUUUGGGGGAAUUGGGCUGUCAGCUACCUUUUUAUGAUCACUUCUUUCCCCAUUGUUCAUGUAAUUCUUACCCUCAUGAGAUGCUGAUGACAAGAAUUGGUUAAAUAUGUUAAAUCAUACAAGAAUUAUACCCUACAACAUGUUCUGGGGGCACAUAAGUCUGAAAUCAAAUUUAAUUGUGAUCUGCAAUAAGUAAUUUAUUUUUUAAAUAAUUGACUAAUUUAUUUCAAUUAACAUUAUUCAGCAGUAAAGAUGGGAACUGACAUUUGAAUUUUUUCCACUUCUUAAACAGUAGCACAUAGAAAGGGUGUACAUAUGGUCAGGUGAUAAUGCAAGAAUGCUAUGGACAAGUAUUUCUCUCUGGAAGAGUUGUUUGUAGUAAAAAGCUGGCAGAUUUUGUAAAACAUAAUAUUAAAAGCAAUACAGUCAUUUGCGUGAACUUGCAGUAUUUUCACUCUAAUGUAAACUUAUCCCUAAGCAGAAAAGAAAAACAACAAAAAUGUGUCAAAUGUUUGUUUGUAUGCUGUGUAAAUUGCAAUUUGCUUUUAAUCUAUUAUGAUUCCUUUACCAAAAGACAUUAAAGAACUGCAAUAAAUUAUUCUACAUACA